AUGUAUAUGUCACUGAUGCAGACUGCAUUAGUCAACAAGAGAGAAGCUUGUUACUUGCUCUUUCAAGCUCAUGUUUCUCAUGAACAACAACAACAACAACAACAACAACAACAACAACAACAACAACAACAACAACAACAACAACAACAACAACAACAACAACAACAACAACAACAACAACAACAACAACAACAACAACAACAACAACAACAACAACAACAACAACAACAACAACAACAACAACAACAACAACAACGACAACAACAACAACAACAACAACAACAACAACAACAACAACAACAACAACAACAACAACAACAACAACAACAACAACAACAACAACAACAACAACAACAACAACAACAACAACAACAACAACAACAACAACAACAACAGCUCGCCAGCUGGCGAACGUCACCGGGCUGGGACAACGUGGCCAGCCAGCCAGGGCGCCGGACGUUGGGUCCGAUAGUCCACGGGGGUCGAGCUGGUGCGACCAGAGCAGUCGGGACGAGCUUGGUGUGUUCCUGGAACGAGCGAGCGUUGCGGGCCGGCCUAGCAGCUGUUCCUGCGGGGCUCGAGCGUGUGGUCCAGAGCCGAGAUCGUGACCUCGGUGCCACGUCCCAUGGGUUCCGGCACAACCCGGGCUAA
Messenger RNA from Rhipicephalus microplus (southern cattle tick), 651 nucleotides. RefSeq names its product putative cyclin-dependent serine/threonine-protein kinase DDB_G0272797/DDB_G0274007. The record is from RefSeq and is a predicted model, not a curated record. NCBI's taxonomy places the organism in Eukaryota, Metazoa, Arthropoda, Arachnida, Ixodida, Ixodidae.